AUGAAUUUCAGAUUUGAGAAAGUCGACCAAUUGCCUCCUGGAUCACCAGUGGAUCCCUUCCAUCUCUUUGAUCGUCUUGUGGGUGGAGUCAUUAACCGAAUACUAUUCUCAAUGCCCGCAGAUGAGGAGGAGGAAAUGAAGUUCUACAGAUAUAAGAAAGAAAUGGAUGAAUUUGUUGAGGACCUGUCUUUUAUCGAUUCUUUCGCUAGCAAGUGGAUGCUAAAAGUUCCUGUAUUAAAUACAAGAUGGAAAAGAAUGACUCAACCCGUACUAAAUAUGAAAGAGUUUAUUAGGAAACAGGUUGAGGAAAGGAAGCAUGCCAUAGAAAAUGGUAACCACAUUAUUGAUGCUGAGCCCCAGGAUUACACUGAUGCUUUUAUUCAAAAGAUGAAAGAAAACGCAAAAGGUGGUGUCACAGAUACAUCAUUCGAGUAA
Messenger RNA from Cylicostephanus goldi, 435 nucleotides. Lineage: Eukaryota; Metazoa; Nematoda; Chromadorea; Rhabditida; Strongylidae. The record is from the annotation of a GenBank genome assembly.